AGCAGGUAAAGCUGCCACCUGUAGCAGCAUCUCAUAUGGGCACCGGUUAGAGUCCUGGCUGCUCCACUGUGAUCCAGCUCCCUGCUAAUGUGCGCCAGCCAAGGAUCCUCCCGCACCAACCCCCAUUAGCCACACUCCUUCAGGCCUAUGUACUAUGUACUGCUCCGAGCUCUACAGACUCUCAAGGGCUGCCUGCGUCCUCGGGAUCGAGCGCCAAUCCUGGCCUUUUGCAUACGCUGGGCACCAACCAUGCGCCAGGCACUAGUCCAGGCAAGGUCACACGGAAGGUUCGGGGAAGUUCUGUGCCCGAGUCACUGCCCGGCUUCGGCUGCCCCCUGCCCGUCGGUUCGGCCUCCCCGUCCACCGCUGCGCCAGCACGGCAGCUCGCACUUGUUCCCCUGCGGGCGCGCAAGCCCGCUGCCUCCUGCGUCGCCCAGAGCAAAUGCUAGAGAGACAAAGGCCAUCGAAAUGUCGGUCCUGCUUCAACCUGCCCCGCCCCGCCGACCGCGGCCUCGCAGCGGAUCCGCACCACGAGAGGACCCCAAACAGGGUUGCCCUGCCGAGCGCCUGAAGGACCCCGUUAGGGCCCUGCGGGCUGCCUGAGGCGGUGCCUGGUCGCCGGGCGCAGUGACCGGAGGGCCAGGUGAGUCCGGACGCGGACUCUGGCUGAAGUAGCUCCCAAGUGGGCUAGAUCCCCGGAUGACCUCCAUCUUGCGAAGCCCUCAGGCUCUCCAGCUCACUCUCGCCCUGAUUAAGCCUGAUGCAGUUGCUCACCCACUGAUUCUGGAGGCUGUUCAUCAGCAGAUUCUGAACAACAAGUUCCUUAUUGUGCGAAGGAGAGAACUCCUGUGGAGAAAGGAAGACUGCCGGAGGUUUUACCAAGAGCAUGAAGGGCGCUUUUUCUACCAGCGGCUGGUGGAGUUCAUGGCCAGUGGGCCAAUUCGAGCCUACAUUCUCGCCCACAAGGAUGCCAUACAGCUCUGGAGGACGCUGAUGGGACCCACCAGAGUAUUUCGAGCACGCCACAUAGCCCCAGAUUCCAUUCGUGGGAGUUUUGGCCUCACUGACACCCGCAACACCACCCAUGGCUCAGACUCCGUAGCGUCAGCCCGCAGAGAGAUUGCAGCCUUCUUCCCUGACUUCAGUGAGCAGCGCUGGUAUGAAGAGGAGGAGCCCCGGCUGCGCCGUGGCCCCGUGCACUACAGUCCAGAGGGAGGCAUCCAUCAUGCAGCCAGGACAGAACGUCCAGGACCAGCCUGAUGGAGGCAUCAGUCCAGGAAGACCUCUGACUCAAAACGGGAGGACCAGGGGAGCCUGAGCUCCAGGUACCCUCUCUGCUGGGCACACCACCUGCCAGAGGGCCUGGCUCAUCAUUGCUCACCCUGCAGUCUGGCUCUAUCUACCUCUUCUCUAGAGCUUGUCCAAUCGCCUUGCCUAAAAAUGCAGAGAGCACUUGGGCUCUCUUCCUCAAUAAAAGUCAGUGUUCUACUGAA
This is a messenger RNA of Oryctolagus cuniculus (rabbit), 1493 nucleotides long. It is a transcript of the gene NME6, whose product is annotated as NME/NM23 nucleoside diphosphate kinase 6. NCBI's taxonomy places the organism in Eukaryota, Metazoa, Chordata, Mammalia, Lagomorpha, Leporidae. Gene Ontology annotation, biological process: negative regulation of mitotic nuclear division; UTP biosynthetic process; CTP biosynthetic process. The record is from RefSeq and is a predicted model, not a curated record. Gene Ontology annotation, molecular function: nucleoside diphosphate kinase activity. Gene Ontology annotation, cellular component: mitochondrion.